Messenger RNA from Hymenoscyphus albidus, 2259 nucleotides. NCBI's taxonomy places the organism in Eukaryota, Fungi, Ascomycota, Leotiomycetes, Helotiales, Helotiaceae. The record is from the annotation of a GenBank genome assembly.
CCAAGCUAUUGCCUCCGUGUUUCCCGACGAAGAAACGUUGGGUCAGCGUUUUGUCCUUUCUGAUUGGUAACUCCGGAAAUGCUAAUUCAUUACAGCAUAGCUCAACUAGAAUCGCACCAUGAUGGUGAAUCCAGUCACUUGAAUAUCUCGACAACUUUUUGUAUCACUUUUUGUGUAUCACUCUUUCUUGUACCAUGAGAUAUUCAGCGAAGGAGCAUGCCACAUCCGUACCUUCAUGGCAAUUUUGCUCCAAUCUACUCUGUACAACCACUGACGCCAUGCGAUUAUGAUGGAGAAAUCCCCAAUGAAUUGGCAGGUGGCCAAUAUCUACGUAAUGGGGGAAAUCCAGUUUCGAACGAGGAUUUGGGACGCGAUGCACAUUGGUUUGAUGGAGAUGGGAUGUUAAGCGGUGUCGCUUUCAGAAAGAAAAACAUUGAUGGGAAGAUCCAACCGGAGUUUGUUAAUCAGUUUAUUCUGACGGAUAUUUUUCAUGCAACAAUAACGACUAAGUCUCUGCGGUCACCGUUGCUCCCGAGCAUCGCAACUUUGGUCAAUCCUGCAUCUUCUCUUUUUAAAAUAAUUUUGAGAAUUUUCAGAACACUUUUUCUCGUUAUUCUCUCCAAUUUUCCCGGAUCGCAGCAAACAAUCAAGAAGAUUUCAGUCGCAAAUACAGGUAUUCUGUAUCAUGAUGGUUCGUGGAUAGUCGCUUAUCUUGUGGGAAUAUAUAUCUGACCUUCGCAGGAAGAGCUUUGGCGACUUGCGAGAGUGGGCCCCCUAUGCGAAUCAGCCUACCAGGAUUGGAGACAGUUGGAUGGUAUGAUGGAUGUAAAGCAGAAGGAGAACCAGAUGAGGAGGUAAUACAUGGAGAGGUAUUUGGUGGGAGUUCUGUGAUGAGUUUUAUGAAGGAAUGGACUACCGCACGUCAGUCACUUACUCCCACUCGUGCUUAUUUCACAAACUUUACUCUGGUAAACUCGUCUCUCUAACUUACUACCAGAUCCCAGGGUAGAUCCGUAUACUAACGAAAUGAUUUUGUUUCACUCAACCUUUUUCGCGCCAUUUGUGAAUUACUCAAUUAUACCCAGCACGCAAAAUUCAUCCCAGACGCAACCUCGAUUAGUCAACGCUUCCGUCCCAGGCAUCGCGUCCCCAAAAAUGAUGCACGAUUUCGGAGUCUCACUUCAUCAUACUGUAAUCCUCGAUUUACCAUUGUCACUCGAUCCAAGAAAUCUAGCACGAAAUUUACCAGUAGUCGCCUACGACCCAUCUGGUGUAUCCCGAUUUGGCGUAUUUCCCAGAUGGCUUCCGGAGGAGAUCCGGUGGUUUGAGACGAACCCUUGCUGUAUUUUUCACACGGCAAAUACUUGGGAUGAACACGAAAAGGAGGAGUUUGGAUCCAAAACCACUGCAGUCAAUAUGCUCGCUUGUCGCUUAACAAGUGCUUCACUUGUGUUCAGUGCUGGAGAUAUUGCUGCCCCUGUACCUCUUCCCACAUCAGAUCCGAUUUAUGCGCCAGAAGAGGAACAGUGUCGACUUUACUACUAUCGAUUUUCUCUGUCUUCAGAAACCAACAUAAUCACUCACCAACUCGCCCUAUCUUCAAUCCCAUUCGAGUUCCCGUCCAUUCGAGCCGACGUGUCCAUGAGCGAAGCACGAUAUAUCUAUGGUUGUUCAGUUUCGGAUAGUAGCUUCGGCGCAGCACUAGGAAGGGCUGUCAAGAUUGACUCUCUUGUCAAAAUUGAUGCAUCCGCGCUCAUAGCUAGAGCUCACGAUAAUCCACCGACGCCCAUCACCGGAUGUGUGGAUAUGCGAGCAGUUUCCGAAAUCCUGGCUUCUCAAGAUCCGAAUGAUCCAAUCAAGAUCUUCAAGCUCCCAGAAGGCAUCUAUGCACAGGAAUCCCGCUUCGUGCCCCGGGAAAAUGGCAAGUCCGAAGAUGAUGGGUGGAUUCUGAGUUACAUUUUCGAUGAGAGUCAGUUGGAUGCCAACGGCGAUGCGCCUGCGGAUUCAAAGAGUGAGUUGUGGAUCAUUGAAGCUAAGGAGAUGAGAGAUGUUGUUUGCAAGAUCAAAUUACCUCAGCGUGUUCCUUAUGGGUUGCAUGGAAGUUGGUUCUCGGAGGAACAGAUUUCAAGUCAGCGGCAGGUGGAAACCAUCAGAAGUCUGCCUAUCUUAAAAUCCAAGGGUAAUAGUGCCGAGGAAGUGGGUUCAAUGAUGCAGAUUUGGAUGGAUGUGAGAAGGUGGAUGCUAGGUGUCGUUGGAUAA